This is a messenger RNA of Bombyx mori (domestic silkworm), 2577 nucleotides long. Its product is annotated as retinaldehyde-binding protein 1. Gene Ontology annotation, molecular function: phosphatidylinositol bisphosphate binding. The record is from RefSeq and is a predicted model, not a curated record. NCBI's taxonomy places the organism in Eukaryota, Metazoa, Arthropoda, Insecta, Lepidoptera, Bombycidae. Gene Ontology annotation, cellular component: membrane. The coding region runs from base 67 to 1119 and encodes 350 amino acids. The transcript has 6 exons.
CUAUGGUUUUUAGGCUGUGAACAUGUGGGGAGCCAUUGCUAUAUCCAGAAUUAACAAGACAAGUUAAUGACUAGAAUAAAAAUGGCCACUUCAGUCCUCCAACCCGAAGAUUGCCGAAGAGAACACGAACCAAAGCCAGACAUCAUCGAAUCACCGCGGCUGACUGAUGAUGAACGCGUACACAUUCUGGAAGCGAAGGAACGAGAGACCGGUGAACUGCCGCCUGAGCUUCGGGAAAAAGCCCGGAUCGAACUGAGAGAAGAUCCAAUUUUGAGAGAAGAAGCUUUGAAUCAAAUGAGACAUUUUAUAGAGAAGCAUCCUGCGAUUAAAAAAUGCCGUCAAGAUGCACCAUUCUUGUUGCGUUUCCUGCGUACAAAGAAAUACUCAAUACCCCAGGCCUGCUCGAUGCUGGAACGGUACCUGACCAUACGACAAAUGUACCCGCAAUGGUUCCAGAAACUGGAUCCUCUUGACCCGAAGAUAGCUGCAGUUAUAGACGCCGGGUAUCUAGUGCCAUUGCCGAAGAGAGACGCCGAGGGGAGAAGAGUGGUUCUGUCCUGUAUGGGACGCUUCGAUCCUCACUUAUACGACAGUUGUGUAAUGGCCCGAGUUCAUUCAAUGAUUGUGGAACACCUCCUCGACGAGCCACGCUCCCAACUUCUCGGCUACACUCAUGUUAAUGACGAAGCCGGCAUGCAAAUGCCUCACAUUAGUCUUUGGUCUCUCACCGAUGUCAGGAUAAUGCUUAAUUGCAUUCAGAAUUCAACACCGAUGAGGCACAAGAGGACACAUUUUGUGAACAUACCGCAUUAUGGAGUCAGAUUUUUCGAAUUUGCAGUUUCGUUGUUGAGUGAUAAACUGAAAGACCGUGUUAUGUUCCAUCGUACGAGUAGUGACCUAACAAAAUACGUUGACCCUGCCAUUUUGCCAAAAGAAUAUGGCGGUACAGUCCCACUAAAAGAUAUGAUUGAAGAACUGAAACGUAAUUUAUUGAAGCAAAGAGAGGAGCUACUGGCCUUGGAUGACAUGUGCAUCGAUUUGUAUGCACUAGAAAAAAAUGAUUUGACACAAGACAUUCAUUCAACCGCCGGAUCGUUCCGUAAACUUGAAUUGGAUUAAAUAUCGGAUUAACAUAAUUACUAUUGUUUUAAAUAUUUUACUAUAUCUUUACAGUUCUGUGAUAGAAUACAGUUUCGUAGUAAUUUUUUGGGAAUACAUAGGGAUGUUCCGAUACCAUCAAAGUAUCGAUACCUACUCAUUUCGAUAGUACUCAAAUCUUUAUUCGAUACUACUUAUAUGAAUACUCCUAAAGUAUCGAUACUUACUGAUAUCUAUACUUUUAGCACCUACUUUAAGUACUUACUUUAAACAAAAAACUCUUUGGCAUCAAGAUUGCCCAAAAUCAGUAACUGUUCGAGGUAUUUUGGAGACAAUCUGUUCCUUGUUUGGUUACUAUAGUUGAUCGAAGCUUGUUUGAGACAUUAUUGCACCGGCUUUGGAAAAAAGGCACGCCUCAUCCACACCGCGCCGUCGCGUCGCCGCGCCGCUACGCGAUGGAUGAAUACCGGUAACCGAGCGAGUGGGCUUUUACUCUCUCGUUCUCUAUAAUGCGUUCGGAAAUUUUAAACUUUUUUAAUGGUAAUGCUGAUUCGAUUUGAUACCAAGUACUUUUGUUUCGAUACCGAGUAUGUAUCGCAAGAUUGAUUCGAUACUAGAAAUACUUGGUAUCGAAUCAAAAGUAUCGAGUACUUACUCGUAUUUACUAGUAUCGGAAUAUCCCUAGGAAUACGUUGUUAAGUUCAUGACAAUUUCUUGUAAGUUAAUGUUUAAGGAUCACUAAUAAUCCUAAUCUCUUUAAAAUAAGAUUACUUUUACAAUAAUUCGUUUUUUUUUAAAAUCCAGAUCUCGUUUUAUAUGUAACUAAAUACAUGAUUAUAAUUAAUUUUGAUGUGAAUAGUAGAUAAGCUUAUUCUGGCUACAUUUUGGUGUGACUCGCAAAAUUUUGAAUUAAAUGCGAUUAGAACAUUAAUUGUUUAAUAUUUGUUAGGAAUACUAGCACGCCAUCUGUCAUACGUAAAUAGUAUCUUGCCAGAAACCUCUGCGUUGCUAAAUAUGCAAUUAACUUACUUAACUUUUAUUUUGUCGGAUUAAUAACGCACAAAUGUAUAGAAAAUUGAACAAAAAAACAAACUAGACCACAUUGUUUUAAUACUUAACUAGAAAAAUAGGUGAAAUUACGUAUGACUUCUGAUUUAAUACCUAUUUUUCUUGCUUUCUUUUUACUAUACAGUGUAGUGUAGUGACUGGUGACAGCCGUCGGUGGUGUCACGUUACCAAUAAAUUAAAAUGGCAAUCUGAAGAAGAAAAGAAAACUACAUCACUAUUACUAAUAUUCCGGUAUAAAUAAUUAUGUUACUAGUUUAAAUUUCAAACAGCUAAUAUGACGAUAAUUAAACAAAAUCCCUGGAAAAAUCUAAUGUACGAAUAAUUGUUACACUGCUGUCUGGUAAUUCAAUUUAAGCUUAGUUUUAGUUCCAUAUUACGCUGUUCAAAUAAUAAAAGUACUUAAAUUAUGUA